AUGGAGGUGUUUGCCCUUAUUGUUUUCGCCUGCCUUUUGCUGUUCACGAAAGCGAACUGCUGGGCAGUGCCUCCGCCUGCCGCAGACAGCUACCCCUUGCCCCAGGCGCCGUACGGCGCAGUGGAAGCGCCGCCCGAUUCGCCGCAUCUCCGAGUGGAUUCGGAGGCUCGGACCGCCUGGCCUUCGGCACACUCCGACUUCAGCCUCAACCUGGUUUGCGGCUUUGGACAGCAUCUUCUCUUCGAGAGCGUUGCAUCGCGGAAAGUUUUGUCACGGCCACAAACGCGGUCUGUCUGCGAAUCGGCGACACGUGGAGCUUUCGAGCGGCCCCGGCGUCUCGCCCGCUCGGCCAAGUCAGAGGUGCGCAUCGCCUUAUACACGUCUCAGAAAGCUGGCCCUGAGGCUCUCGCACGCAGAGCAGCUGCGGCCGAGUUCGCCGCCAUUCAGAGGUGGCGUCCCACAGCGAAGCGUCGGCUGUCAUCUACGAAAAAGCAGAAAUGCGAGACGAAGGGGAGUGAGAAACCACGUGCUUCGAGCGCCUCGUCUGGUCCACCUGCCGGAGCGUUCGGGCAGGAAAAAUGCCACCGACUCCGCAGGCCGAAACCUUCCGAACUCCGUCUCCAGAGUUCCCCGGGCCUCUCUCCGACAGCCGCAGCGGCGACAGCUCUCGCGCGGGCUCUUGCGGCAGCAGCGGCGCCAGUGGAGAGAGCCUUGGCGACGUCGGAUCUGUUCGCGGGCCUCGAGGGGGACUCGGAGAGAGACGGUAAGAAACCACAGGGGAGGCAACGCACAGCGAAGCGAGGCGCAAGGCCGCAGAAUUCAGCGGCCUUCCAGAAACUCACACGGUCGUCUGCUACUCUGAAGAAGAAACGGAGUUCCUCGAUAGGCACCGGUGGGCCGACAUCAAACUGCGAGCUUCCGCGUCUUGCGUCGAGCCUGUCGGAUCUCUCUGCGGCGAAGCCGGCGUCGCCUCGGGCCGCCCCGAAGCCGACGUCGCGUUGGCAACGUGGGGCGACCGCAGGAGCAAGGAAAACCAAAACCGACGGGACGCAGGCAUCCGCCGCCGCGGCGGCUGUCGCUGCAACGGCGGCGCUGGCGGCAGCCGCAGCGCUCCUGGAGAACUCGACAGGAGGCUCCGCCUGUGACAGUCUAUGCACAGACGAGAAGUUGGCGGAGGCCGUGCGAACGUGCGUAGCUUCGCUGGAAGGCAUCUCACCUCUACCACCGUGCGCCGGGAAGUGUGCGGUUCACGGGAAGUCGAAACCCACAGCGAUAUCCGCCGUUCUCUCAGCAGUGCAGGCGGCUGGAAAGAGUGCAGAAGUAGCCCUACUGCGUCUUCAGGACGGGCGCUUCUCUCCGCCUCCGCAUCUUCCGAAGCAAGCUGCUGGCUCGUGGGAGGGCCCCGCUCAGGCCGCUGUCUCUGCAAGAAAGGCAGCUGUCGCGGACCGGAUUGCGGAAGAGCCGACGCAUGCAGGAGUGUCGCGGAAAAAGGCGUUCUCGAACGGCCUCGACAGACUCCACACGACGUGCAACGCGGAGAGGCGGCCGAACCACGAGGGAUCUGGAACCAGUCAGCUGAAACGUGUGAAGGGCGAAAGACCUGGCGAGGCGAUGGAGGCAGAGAAAGGAGACCGCAACACAUCUGUCGCGUUGAGCAGGCAAGGCUCGCGGAAGGCGACGUCGGCAGCGCAUGCAGCUGCCCAGACAGCGAAGGCAGUUGCGGCAGUUGCGGCGGUCGCGGCGUCGGUAGAACCUAGGAGACGUCGCCGUGGGGUCCAGAGUCGCGUACCGAAAAAAGCCGACUCAGCCUCCGAGGAAAGCGAGAGAGACAGCAGUGUCUCUCCGCGGGAGUCGGCGCGCUCGUCCUCUGACGGUGCAGAGGAAAAGGCGUCGCGGGUACGGCAGCAGGAAGGAGGAAGCGAGGAAAGAGGCGAGCACGAGAGAAGUUCACCUUCAGAAGACGAAAGCUCGGAACGAGAUCUAGAAACUGAUUCCGAUGUGGAGUCCCCAAGACGAGCGCGUUCGGCUCUCUGGUCUGAGACAGGAGCGGGGCGGCAAGGCAACGAGGACCCGGCAAGCGCCAGCAGUAGAGCGGGUGCGGGGGGAAACGUGAUGUCGGCGGAAAAGAGAGAAGACGAGGAGAGACGAGACGAAAACGAGAGCGCUGAAUCCUUGCACGGUGUCGCGUCUGCCUCAGCCACGGACCCUCUUAAUGCGGCACAGGAACCGGCCGGCUCUCGCCCUCCGGCACCGUCUCGCGUGGCUGUCUCGAGCAAGCCUUCUCGACUCUGUUCCGAAGCGGGAGGCGCCGAGACACCCGCGAAAGAGGCAUUUGAUGAGACGAGGAAACAAAAUCUGGAGAGCCUCGCCGACACAGCACACGACGGAGCCGGAGGAAGCAAGAGAGAAGAGGAAGGGACAGAGGGAGGGAAAGGAGGAAAAACGAAAGGAACGAGACGCAACUCACGGGAGGCGAGAUUCCCAGAAGGGGCGGAUCCAAGUGACAGAGACGCACUCCCGAAACCUGGAGCGCAGGAUGAUGCAACGCAAGCAACAGAAACCAGUGGGCUCGGGAAAUCGUCUUUUGCCGCUGGCACGAUUCCAACUGGAGACACCCUCAGAGAGGGGGGACCUGUUUCCACCAAGAGGCCCAAGAAAAAGAAGAAAGAGGGAAACUUCCACGGGGAAGCCCACGAGGCGCCUUCUCCGGCUCGGGCGUCGCCCGCGUCGACUUCGCUCUGUCAGACUUCCGUCCUUUCAUCUUCCUCGCCGUCCUUCCCCACGGAGGGUGUUCGCGCCUUGGCUGACGAAACUAAGGACCAGACGCAUGGGAAAGGAGAGAAAGAAGCACGCGAGAGAGAGACAGGCCCCGGCGAGACACAUACACCCGACCCAGCUGGUCUACGCAGCAGUUCGGGUGUCGAGACACUGGACGGCCCCGCAGAACAGUUUGCGCUGCCAACGAAGCCGAGCAAAGGGCGGUCGCAUGCGGCCGAGGCAGAGCGAGCGGCCGCAGGCGUGGCGGCGGCUGCGAAGGACGUGGCGCGUGCGGCUGCGGUGCUGAGGCAGCAGGCUGAAGAGGAGGCGGCUGAUCUCGCGAGAGGGGAGAGAUCCCGAAGGAGAAAGUCGGAGGAGAACGCUGGAGCAAGCGCCGAGCUGCGCGAGGAGGAGGCAGAGUACGGGAAGGCGGGAGGCGUGAAGACCCAGGACAAACACGGCGCGGGGAAGAAAGAGAGGCGAGAGAAGAAGGAAGUCCGUGCUUCGGAGGGAAAGGAGAGGACGCGACAGCCUGAUGGGGACGCUCUGGUAACAGCGACCGGAAAGAAGGAAAGGAACGGCGAGGAUGACGAGUUAGGCGCGAGAAAGAAGAGGCGCGAGAAGAAGCCAGAAGACGCGGAAGAGGAGAGAGGCAUGCAGGACGACCGCCCCACUGAGUUCAAGGAGAAAAAAGAAAAGAGGAAGAAGAUGAGAGAAGCAGCUGAAGCGGCUGCAGCCGCGAAAUUCUUUUCACCCGUCCAAGACCCGUGCGUUCGACAGACGAGCGAGCAGGCGGAGACUCCCAGGAGCGGCACAGGAGAUGAGGGCUCUCAUCUCUCGCGAUGUCAGUCCUGGGCUCAUGGGUGGACAAGGAAGCGUUUAAACGUUGUGGGGCGGAAUUGCGAGAAGAAGACGCCCGCGCGCGAGGCUCCGUGGUCCUUGACAGAAGAUUGGCCGCAGCUGGCUUGCUCAGCCGGUGACGCGUGCGCCUUCAGACGAGGAUGCCUUCCUCAAGCAGCUGCACCGAAACGGGAGUCCGCGAGACCGCUCCGCCAAAAACCCCACAUCUCUGUCUCUCCCGUGUCUCUCUCGCCUGACGCCCAUUCUUCCUCUCCUCUCUUGGAGUUAGAGGAAUGUCGACAGCGAGGCUCUGCGGCACCCAAGACAGCGCAUCUCGCAGAUGCCGAACCGACCUCGUUUCCUGAAGAGCUGGCGAGUUGCAAAGGACCCGAUCGCUUCACAGGGCGAGGAGGCGGCGAAGAGGCAGGCGCGACACCGAGAGAAACUGCGAGGCAGGCGACGCUUUGGGAAGAGAGACAAGGCGACAGAACAGGUCGUCCAGGUGGAGCGCAGCCUGCACAAGAACCGACCCUGCAGGCGCCGCGAAAGGCAGGACUGUCGAACUCGCCGAAAGCUGCGAAGCAACCGCCCAACCCCCCCGCAGCAUCCAGCGUCUCGCAGCGCGCCGAGGCACAGCGGAAAGGCUUGGUGCAAAAGGCGCAGAAGGUCAAAAUGGAGAGAACAACGAAGGAGCGCGGGAAGAUCCAACCCUGGAAGCGCAUGCAGCAGUGGGAGGAGGAAUGGAAGAGACAGAAAAACUGGAGAGAAAAGAAGCUGUGGAAGGGGGGGAAAAGGGAGAGAAGUGUCGUUAGGCAAACGCUGACUUUCCUGGCACGUGCCACCGGGGAGAGGCGAACACCGGAUGGCAGAGAGACAGACAGAGAGAAAGGCGAGGGCAGAGCCGCGGAAACCCGUUCGCUGCCUGCCUGGAGUGUACGUACAGCAGACCAGGCUCGCUUGGAGAAGGGAACACGGGAGACGCAGGCGACAGCAAGGACGCAAGAAAACGGAGAAGAACAGGGUGAACAGGAAGCGGAGCCUGGAGAGAGAAUGGAGAGCAAGGAGGCAAUGGAGAUGGACACACGCGAAGCGACAGGGGAGAGGACAAAGGCGGAAGACGUAGACAAGACGAGGGUGCACCGACAGGACGCCGAGAGGAUGGGCCACGGGCGGGACAGGCUCUCCUGCGAGUCCGGUGCUUUAGAUAAGGAAGACGAAGAAAACAAGGAAAAUAACCCGGAGUUUCAAAAUGCAUGUGUACGACGAGGCGGCGAGAAAGAAGCCGAGGACCUGUUCCCUUGUUCGUCGACCUUGUUGGAGGAAGACAAGUCGGGGAUGUCAGCGUCGAGGUGGAUGAAUUCGCCGUUGGCGGUUCACCAAGAGACCGCUUUUCCCUCGAAUCAAAUCGAUCUUGCAGUUUCAGCCUUUGGCUGUUCUCGCCCGCCGGCGAUCGCUGCUUCGCUCCUUGCUCCUUUCCAGUGGCCACGCAUGUUCAGGUCUCCCUCGGAAAGAGAAGUGCGAUCUUCAGCCUCUCUGUGUCGAGAGGAUGAGAAAGAAUUGGUGCCGAAAAAAGACACAGACGGGCAUUCCCAAGUCUGGGCUUUUGGGGGGAGGCGCGUGCGUGCUGGCGUGGCCUCGGGCCACCGGUUGCCAUCUUCCAGCUUCUCGGCGACGCCGUCAUGGGGUGUACAUACACCGCAGAGGUCGGUCGACGCGCUGGAGGGGUUAGGAACCCGGCACGUUCGAAAUGAGCACCACUGGACUGCCAAAAAGAGAGAGAAAAGGGGAGAGGUGAGAAGAGGGCAUUCCGCCGGCGCACGGGGUUCGCGGAGCGACAACAGAAGAGGAACCAAGGCGCCAAAGCGCGAAAGACGGCGUUGCUCUUCGUGCUCCAGCUGCUGUUCUCGACGGCAUAACGACCGCGACUCACGGAAGGCGGUUUCCGCGAAAAAGGAUUUGAAGAAAGCAGCCGAAAAAGCACAGAAGCUGGAGAGGCGCCUCGAGGCGCUCCUCCAGUUUGCACAGAGCCUCAGAGUUAGCGCUCCACAGUUCCUGUGGCCUGGGGAAUCUGUUGUCAACAGAUACACCACAGACAAAAACGCGCGGGCAGCAGGUUCGGAAGAGCUCGGGAACGUGACGGCUCUCCCUUCGGGUUCCCCGAAUAUCGAUACGGCUCAUCCGAACUCUUCACUUGGCAGGAAGGAGCAGAAAACAGAAGAGAAAGAAGGCGGCGCGUCACGGGCUGUGGAUGUAGAAGCUUCUGCCCCGGCAGUGAUUACGACGCAGACUACGACGAGGCAAGACGGGGAAGAUCAAGAGCUUAAAAGAAGUGAAAACGCCCCGGUAAACGAAAUGAAUUCUCCAACAAAGCCAGGAGACAAAACCGGACUUCCAAUGAGUCGGCCACGGCCCGGGAACACCUGCGCUGGAGGCGGAGACUUCCAAGGCGGCGGGUUGUACAUACACCCGGGCGCCGAUGCACGAGGAGUGACUCUCGACACGUCUUUCGGAACUCGAAAUCGGGUGUUGUCCGCCUCGCACCUCGAAGAAACAGAGACACAGAAACGCCCAGACGCGCUUCUCCGGGAGGAAGGAGAGAGAGGGGAGACCAACAAGGAAAUUGUGGAGAAGGGGAUCGACCAGAGUCUGGCGGCCGGGUCAGGGAGCACCGACGUUGUGAGAGGCGCGCAGACAACGCCAGGGUACCACGGUGCGUUUCCCCACGCAUCGCGUUUUGUCUUUUCUCCGUGGUCACUCACGAGUCAAGGCAAAGACAGCGCGUACACGUCAUUGACGUCGCCGCGUGAACCAAGUCCUAUUCGUCCAGCAGCUGAGAAAAAGGCUCGUUGCGUGUUUGCGUCUCGCGAACAUCCGGCAGAGUGCUUUUCAGAAGGCAGCAGCGGAGGAGCCGGCGAGGAGAGAGAGGCAGCAGACGACUCCAUUUCGCCUUUGUCUUUUCUGUCCUCUUCUUCCACGUCUUCUCUCAUCUUCUGGGAUGCUGUCAUGGACUGCGUGCUCGCCUAUGACCGUGCAGAAAAGUGCCGCUUCGAACGCCGCUUCGCCUGGUUGGCGGAAACUGAGGGAAAACGGAUUCUUUAUGAAAACGCGCCAGACUCGCUGAAGCAGCUUUCCCGUGAACCCUAUCCUAGUGUCCGGCAAAGAGGAGAGACCGUGGACGUUUCUCCGGAGAAAACCUCCGGCGAGAGUGCGUCGGUGCCUGGCGCGACAUCGCCUAUACGGCGCUCGGCGUUCCUCAGCGGUAAAGAAAAGAAGUCAGAGGGCCAGGGAGUUUCCCGUGGCAGCCGCAGUUGUCCUGGAGAAAACGCCUUCGGACGGACAAACGGAGUGGAGGAUCAAGAGACACACGCGCUGCCUUUUCCAGUUGACUCCGCGGGAGAGGCAAAGCUGAGCAGCCGGAAGCGCCAGGUGUGGCGCAUCUCGGGUGUACGUACACCGGAGUUCGGAGGGGGUGACACGGCUCCAGGAAACCGAUCAGUCUCUGUGAGUUCGACUCGGCGGAGGCACGGAAAACAAGGUGACAGCGGCGAGAACAGAGAAAGUGCAGGUGACCAGAAACAGACGGUCCCGGCUUCGCCGCGAGUUCGCUUCUCCACAGGCGCGUCGUCAUUUGGACCAGGGAUACAGAGUCUAAAAAGUUUUCACAUGGACUCCUGUCUGGCGAUCACAGUCGCGAGUCCCUUGUUCGUCCACAACGAACUAUCUGCUGAAGAAAUUCGAGAGAUUUUUUCUUUCCGCGAGAGGCAAACGGCAAAGCUGUUGACGAAGGAGCCUCUGCUGAGGAGACAGCUGGCGGCCUGGCGGAAGGCACUGGCCGAACAUGCCGGAAAGAAAGAGAGAAAACCCGAAUCAGAGAACGAAGGACCGGUCUGGGUCUCGCGUCGCGACAAAGAAGGGGAGCGAGAAGUGAAACAAACCGACGAAGAACGGGAAGAAAACGAACUGUUUAGAAUCCAUGGAAGCUGGAGCGUUCGCGAGCAGCUCGCCGAGGCGCUACUCCAGGAAAUCCUCAAAGACGGGGCUUUGGAUGAAAUUGAGGACUUGGUUUCGCAAACGGUGGACGCUCUGGUAACUGAAGAAGGAUCCCGCGCUAUCGCGCUCCUGCUGGGUCGCAAGUCGCAGUAA
Messenger RNA from Neospora caninum, 7740 nucleotides. RefSeq names its product putative 2OG-Fe(II) oxygenase family oxidoreductase. Bases 1 to 7740 code for a protein of 2579 amino acids. The record is from RefSeq and is a predicted model, not a curated record. The transcript is spliced from 5 exons. NCBI's taxonomy places the organism in Eukaryota, Apicomplexa, Conoidasida, Eucoccidiorida, Sarcocystidae.